GUAAUCAAGAUGUAGCUUUUCUGCGAAAAGGGAUUGAAGAUCUUAGUUUUAGAGUGGAAAGUGGUUUUAGAAAGGUAUACCGCAUUGUGGAAGCAUCGGGUCUUUCAUCAGAUUUUGUAACGGAAACUCAAUUAGGUCAAACUGUACUAGAAGAAGAAACAGAAAUUGCCUUCCCGCUCAACUUAACUGAAAGUACUAAAGGACGUGCGCCUGGAAAAUUUUCAGACGUACUUGAUAGAGACGCAAGUGAAAAAGAAAUACAAGAUUAUUUCAUGAGCGAGUGUAGUGUACUAGAAAAUUAUGGUCCUAUAAAAGGCAAGCUUAAACUUACUGUUGAAGAUACACGUCAAUCUCCAGUACUAGGAACUCGGAAGCCAAACUUUGUAUUUAUUCGAAAAAAUACAAAUGUAGAUUACUUAAAUAUUAUGGCCAUCGGUGAGGUAAAGAAACGAACUGGUGAAAACUUUAACAGUGCGCAAAUAGGACAAACAAUAUCAUUUAGAGAAAAACUACUCCAACUUCAGCCACGGCGAAGUUCUGUUUUAGUACUUUUGACAAAUUGUGUCAACAUUAGUAUCUAUAAGGUGAUUAGGGUUGAUUCCCAUCGACAGACCCAGUACAGAUAUGAAUUUGUGCCAUCCGUGCCUUUAAUGUAUAACUCUACAAUAAAUGAAAAUGGAUGGAAGUACCUGGUAAUAAUUAUGGAAAGCUCUCCGCAAGACUUGGGAUGGGUUGAACCAUCGUUGAACUUUGGAAAUGAUACUGUAAAACUAAUUCGAUCUAUCAGUGUGGGAAGAACAAGUAUUGUAUAUGAAGGGAAACUUAAUGAAUCUGAAUCUGUGGCUGUGAAAAUGGCAAAGAAGAGGGAUUAUUUGUCUUACUUUGAGACGGAAAUAAAAGUUUUAGAGAAUCUGUCAACGUUGGAUUCGCCUCAUAUUCCAAAAAUCCUUUGUUACAAUGAUAACGCCCUUGUUAUGACUCCAAUUGGUGUGAGAGUUAAUAAUCUGCGAAGAGAAGACAUCAGAAAUAUAAUUACCACCCUUCGAGAUGGUUAUAGCAUAGAUGAUGAAAGUACCGUAUCUUUUGCAGGAGCAUUAGAGUGCAUGCCAGACAACAUCUUGCAAUCAUUAAUCGAUGAUGAAGCAAUUACUAAUGGACCACAAGUUGAUUUGAUCUGUUUUAUGCGUUCAUUCUAUCUAAUGCUCUAUAGACCAUCACUGGAAAGAGUUCCCUUCAAAAAAUCAGAUGAUAUCAAACAACGAGCACAAAUAUUAUUAGAUUUCUGGAAUGAUAGUAAACAAUCAGUUGUAUGGGCUCAAAUUUAUAAUUCAGUAGAUGAAUUAGACUAUAACCAAUUAAUUCAAGAUCUUGAAAGUUUAUUUUAG
Messenger RNA from Funneliformis caledonium, 1385 nucleotides. NCBI's taxonomy places the organism in Eukaryota, Fungi, Glomeromycota, Glomeromycetes, Glomerales, Glomeraceae. The record is from the annotation of a GenBank genome assembly.